UAAGUCACGCAGUGGUCUUCCAAUUUUUGAUGAAUAUUAUCAUUACAUAGCAAACAAAAUGAUGCCUAAAAUAUCAUCGAUGAUGGGAAGUAGCAAAAGAAUAUGUUCCCUCCACAAAUAUCACUAUAGAAAAGCUAUGCUAUUUCAAAACCGGGAAAGCAAGCGGCAAGUAAAUGCAUUAGGAAGAAAGAGUGUCACGUGACGCGCGUAUUGGUAAAUACAUUGGACCUAUGACAAACGACCGAGUCCGACACUAUAAGGGCACAUCGGUAAAUACAUCGAAGAGUAUCAUUUUAAUAUUGCCAUCUGCCUUGUGCCCUAAUCAAUUUGUUUGUUAGAGAGAGAUAUCUCUAGGGUUUGCUUGAAUCUCCGGCAACGAUGAAGACCGAGGAUGUGACGGCGAAACGAGAUUCAACGGAGGUGGAAUCUGACUCUUCUGUCCCUAAAAACCCGAAGAUCGAAGAUGAAGAUGAAGACGACACAAGCAUGGAAGAAGAAGAAGAAAGCGAUAACGAAGGCUUAUGGAGUACCGACGCAGAAGAAGACGUAGUAAGAUCUCCGACGAUUAACUAUUCAAACUAUCGAGAUCCGGAUCCGGAGUGGGAUGUGGACAGUUACGACGACCACGAAUUGGUAUUCGACCCCGACGGCCGUGAAGGUUUCUCCAGCGACAAGGCGUAUGAAGAGUUCCGCGAGUAUAAAACCAUGUGCUUUAAGAAUAGGGGGUUUUUAGAUGAUCCAUUCAGAUCCAUCUACCCCAUGAGAAAUCUGGACGAUCUCUGGACAACCGUGACUAAGAGGCAAUAUUUGAGUGAUAUUGCUUCGCUGUGUGUUAAGAAACUCAACGAGGAGAAGCGUUUGUCUGUGGAAGUUGUGAGCAUUGUGAGAGGCAAUCUAAAACCAGGAGAUGGGUGGAAGCUGUACAUCACCUUUAUGGCUCGUGAGUCUCCGGAUGGUCCUCUCAUCGAGUAUCAAGCCAAGGCCUUGGAUUUUGGAGGAAAACCUCCCUUACCCAUUCUCUGCCGGCGUGCCUCUAGCAUGAUUUGUGUUGUCAAUUAUUGUGGGAAAGUGAAGUAAACAUAGGGUUCUUUGCUUAUAAGAAUAUUCCUAAUCCUUCAACAAUUCAACCUUACCAUUGCAGAUUGGGUAUGAUGCUCUUCUCUUCUUGGGGAAGAUGAAGAUCAAAAUAUGGCUUUCCAGUUAUAAGUAGCAUGCGUCCAUGUGGAUUUUAGUUUUUCUUUCAAUUUUAUUUUGGCCUUCAAACUUAUGGCCCUACCUUUUAAC
Molecule: messenger RNA, 1284 nt
Organism: Raphanus sativus (radish)
Lineage: Eukaryota; Viridiplantae; Streptophyta; Magnoliopsida; Brassicales; Brassicaceae
Exons: 3
Coding region: 379-1077 (232 amino acids)
Source: RefSeq, a predicted model, not a curated record